AUCCCAUCCCCGGAGCAUGCAACCUGGAGUUUAAUUUGGAUAUGGACCCCAAAGUGUAUUUACAAUAUAAUUUGUAUGAAACUACAAUAAUGUUUGCACCAGCUAAUCUCGGCUAUGCACGCGGGGCUGUCGCUCCUGUGUGUGAUGUGAAUAUGGGGCAAGUGUCCAGGUGGCGUCUACAGUAUGACGUCUAUCAGUACUUUUUACCGGAGAACAACCUGAACGACACCAUUCUGCUCACCCACCUGCAGAAAAUGUCCAUGGUCCAACCAGUGGUUACAAACGGUGUUAAGCUGGUUACUUUGUCAUCUAAUGAGCGGACCAGUAUGUCAUUUUCUUCCAUUCCUGGACAAGGAGUGAUCUACAACGUGAUCGUCCGUGAUCCCCUUCUGAAUACAUCAGCAGCAUAUAUUCCUGUCCAUACUUAUGCCUGCACGUUUAACGCAACAAUGGACAACUGCUUCACCCUAGGUCGAAUUUCAACCAAAUUAUUUUUCACAUUUUUUGCGUUGUUAGGACUGUUUAUUUGUUUCUUUGGACAUCAGUAUCUGAAGACAGAAUUCUUUUUCAUGGGAUUUAUUAUUGGAGGAUUUUUGUUCUUCAUUCUCUUGACCAGAACAACCCAGCUUGAUUAUGAUGCACGCUUGGGUCUAACAGCAUUGAUAGGCAUCACAGGCGGGCUCCUGUUUGUGGCGUAUUGGUGGAGAUUUGGAUGCAUCCUC
Molecule: messenger RNA, 722 nt
Organism: Bombina bombina (fire-bellied toad)
Lineage: Eukaryota; Metazoa; Chordata; Amphibia; Anura; Bombinatoridae
Product: transmembrane 7 superfamily member 3
Source: RefSeq, a predicted model, not a curated record